CAUACUGCGAUUGUUUUGUAGCUCGACUGCCUUUCAUGGGAGGAGCUUUGAUUAAACCUGGAUGGAUCAUUACUGUAGCAAGUCAGUUGUUCAUUGGCACGCGAUUGGUUCGUCCAAAGGAAGUCAAAGUAGUCCUAGGUGAAUUUGACCGAUCAAAACCAGAAUUCCACGAGCAGCGCUUCGAAGUUCAAAAGGUCUUUAUUCAUCCAAAAUUUAAUAGAGACAAAGUUACGUAUGAUAUAGCACUUCUCAAACUGAAGACAGUGGAGAAGCGCACGUCAUAUGUGAAUGCGAUUUGUCUUAUUGGCGGGAGGAAAGCACGAAUUUUUGAAGACCGAGAACAUUUAUCAACGGUAACAGGAUGGGGGACGACUACACAAGUUGAUAUUGGAGAGGACCCAGGCCUCUUUUCAAUGCACCUAAAAGAGGCAACAAUACCCUUGAAGAAUAUGAGGACUUGCAAGAAAGCUACGGCCUAUGACUUCAAUCCAAGAACAAUGCUAUGUGCCGGGUAUAUUGGUGGAAGUGCGUCGCCAUGUUUUGGGGAUCAUGGUGCUCCUCUUGUAAUUCAAGAUUCAUAUUCAGGUAGAUGGGUGCUUAUAGGAUUGUACAGUUGGAGUGAAGGAUGUGGGAAUGGUGAAAAGUUUAGCUAUUACACUCGUGUCUCAAAGUUUCGGAAAUGGAUCACUGGAAUGACACGCAACUCUUCAUAAAGAAAAAAUUCCUUUCAAAGAGAUGCUGUGUUAAAUCAUUUACACAAUUAACUUACAUUUAUUGGUUUUUAAAACUGUACUUUGCCACCGAUUGAGGAUUCCCUUUGACGACAGACCUUUUCUGUAAUGCCUUUUUACGAUUGUUGGAGGGGUUGUUAAAACAGAUUUGCAGUUAGAUAUAUACAUAGCAAUAUUGAUAAAAAGACAAGCUCGUUUGGAUGACGUAUCGUGAGUGAGGUAAUGGAAGAUGACGUGAUGGAUAAUGACGUGAUGGAAGAUGACGUAACGGAAGAUGACGUGAUGGAAAAUGACGUAACGGAAGAUGACGUGAUGGAAGAUGACGUAACGGAAGAUGACGUGAUGGAAGAUGACGUGAUGGAAGAUGACGUGAUGGAAAUGACGUGAUGGAAGAUGACGUGAUGGAAGAUGAUUUGGCGGAUAAUGACGUAAUGCAAAACAGAAUAAAAUGAUGCUUUCAAGAAAUAUUCGUAACCAGUCUCAAACUUAUAUGACGUCAAGAGUAGAAUCGACUUUGAACAAUAUCCAAUAAGCUGAGCUUGGAACAUAAACAGGUUGAAUUUGAAUUUCAAGAAGAAGUACACUUUUACUGUCUACAUUUAAAUGUAAUAAUUUUGUGUAAGAGAAAUUUCUUUUGAGAAAUGACGAAAACCUACCGUAUUAUAUUGAUGAAUAAUCCGAAAAAAAUGAAGCUUGAUGUCGAGAUAUA
Messenger RNA from Rhopilema esculentum, 1440 nucleotides. Lineage: Eukaryota; Metazoa; Cnidaria; Scyphozoa; Rhizostomeae; Rhizostomatidae. The record is from RefSeq and is a predicted model, not a curated record.